Messenger RNA from Budorcas taxicolor (takin), 3037 nucleotides. It is a transcript of the gene ARHGAP1, whose product is annotated as Rho GTPase activating protein 1. Gene Ontology annotation, cellular component: cytoplasm. Bases 257 to 1576 code for a protein of 439 amino acids. Gene Ontology annotation, biological process: negative regulation of endocytic recycling; small GTPase-mediated signal transduction. NCBI's taxonomy places the organism in Eukaryota, Metazoa, Chordata, Mammalia, Artiodactyla, Bovidae. Gene Ontology annotation, molecular function: GTPase activator activity. The transcript is spliced from 13 exons. The record is from RefSeq and is a predicted model, not a curated record.
GGUGAACUGGUGAACUUGUGAAGGCAGAAGGGGUGAACUUCUCGUCAGGGCCGAGGGCAGAAGGUGCCGCCUCCAAGCUGCAUGCAGCCGCGUCCCUAAGGCCAGACCCCAGACCCGAGCAGACCCAACGUCAGAGCUGGCUCUUCUCCCUGCCCGCCUGUGGCAGCUGCUGUGCUAGUUUCCACCUCCCGGAUCUCUGCACUCUGGGGUUCUCUGUGGGUUCUGCCGUGUGGAGCUGUGGAGUGCAGGCUUGGCCAUGGACCCUCUCUCAGAGCUGCAGGACGACCUGACCUUGGAUGACCCCAGCCAAGCUCUGAACCAGCUGAAGCUAGCUUCCAUCGAUGAGAAGAACUGGCCCUCAGAUGAAAUGCCCGACUUUCCCAAGUCAGAUGACUCCAAGAGCAGCUCCCCAGAGCCUGUCACACACCUGAAGUGGGAUGACCCUUACUAUGACAUCGCCCGGCACCAGAUCGUGGAGGUGGCAGGAGAUGACAAGUACGGGCGGAAGAUCAUUGUGUUCAGCGCCUGCCGAAUGCCCCCGAGCCACCAGCUGGACCACAGCAAGCUCCUGGGGUACCUGAAGCAUACCCUGGACCAGUACGUGGAGAGUGACUACACGCUGCUCUACCUACACCACGGCCUCACCAGCGACAACAAGCCCUCCUUCAGCUGGCUCCGGGAUGCCUACCGGGAGUUUGACCGCAAGUACAAGAAGAACAUCAAGGCCCUGUACAUCGUGCACCCCACCAUGUUCAUCAAGACCCUGCUCAUCCUGUUUAAGCCCAUCAUUAGCUUCAAGUUCGGGCAGAAGAUCUUCUACGUGAAUUACCUGAGUGAGCUGAGUGAGCAUGUGAAGCUGGAACAACUGGGGAUCCCCCGCCAAGUGCUCAAGUAUGACGACUUCCUCAAGUCUACACAGAAGAGCCCCGCGACCGCCCCCAAGCCCAUGCCACCACGGCCCCCUCUGCCCAACCAGCAGUUCGGGGUCUCCUUACAGCAGCUUCGGGAGAAGAACCCAGAGCAGCAGCCCAUUCCGCUUGUGCUGCGGGAGACCGUUGCCUACCUGCGGGCCCACGGUCUCACCACUGAGGGGAUUUUCCGGAGGUCGGCCAACACCCAGGUUGUCCGGGAAGUUCAGCACAAGUACAACAUGGGGCUGUCUGUGGACUUCGAGCAGUACAACGAGUUGCACCUGCCGGCAGUCAUCCUCAAGACAUUCCUCCGCGAGCUCCCUGAGCCCCUGCUCACCUUUGACCUCUACUCGCACGUGGUGGGCUUCCUCAACAUCGACGAGAGUCAGAGGGUGAAGGCCACGCUGCAGGCCUUGCAGACGCUGCCCGAGGAGAACUACCUGGUGCUGCGUUUCCUCACCGCCUUCCUCGUGCAGAUCUCAGCCCUCUCUGACCAGAACAAGAUGACCAACACUAACCUGGCCGUCGUCUUUGGCCCUAACCUCCUGUGGGCCAAGGACGCCGCCAUCACCCUCAAGGCUAUUAAUCCCAUCAACACAUUCACUAAGUUCCUCCUGGAUCACCAAGGGGAGCUCUUUCCUAGUCCCGACGGCAAGGGGCUCUGAGUGCCCGCCCCGCCCGCCCCCUGCUCCGGCAGCCCCCACUCUGGACUCUCCCUCCUGGCUUCAGCCUACGGGUGCCAGGGGGUCCUGCCCAGAAAAGGGGCUCUGAGUCCCCUCGGAGAGGGAGGCUGGAGCCCGCCCCCAGACAGCUCCUCCUCCCUUUCUGGCUGGCCCACCUGGCCGGCCGGAGGCCUCACUGUAACCACAAGACCUUCUCUCUUCGCCUUAUGCUUCUCACUGCCUCCUUGGGUCCCUGGCUCCUGCAAGGCUCUGCGGAGCCGGCCGCGGCUCUUCGGCCGGGAGGCCUGGCCCCAGCAGCCGCUCCCCUGCUUCCUCCUGCCUCUCUCCCUGGCAACUGGAGACGCCAGGAUCACUGCCGGCUGGGCUGGUAGCCGGGGCUGGUCCUCCCUCUUCUGUCUGCUGGGGAGCGAAAGGCUAAGCUGACUGGACUGGCCCUGCUGAGGCUCUUCCCUGUCUGGGUGCAGGCCUGGUGGCAGGCAUCCUGUUCCUGUCAUCUCCCCUCUGACGGCUCAGCCUUUGGCACUUCCACAGCAAAUGGAUGGCAGGCUGGAGUCCCACAGUGGCCUUCUCUUCUGCACAUCCUGGGUCCACCUUUCCCAGAUGGUACUGCCCCUAGGGCAAGCUCACUGCCCCCCGGUUCUCCUGCCAGGCCUGGGAGCUUGGGGGACGGGGCUGCGUCCCUGCCUCCGUUCAGAGAGAUGCCCCACUCUCAGCCCCGACAGCCCCCUAGGGUCCGGUGAGACCAGUGACCAGCAGCCCCCGCCCAGCCCCUGCCUUGCCUCUCCCUACUCUGCCAGAUCCUUGGCCUCGUCUGUUGUGGAGUCACGGGGGACCCUGCUGGCUGACUCAGGGCCUCAGAUGGGUGGUGGCUCCUCUAGUUGCGGAUUCCUGGAGGGGCUGGGUAGAGACUUGGCUGUUUAGACUGGCCCCUGCCAGGUAAGUUCUAGCAGCUUCCCCCUGGACCUGGUGAUGGCGGAGGCCCCUCUUUCCAGCUGUCCCUUCCUGGUGAACCUCCUUCCUGAGGCCUCGGCCAGAGCCCACACCGUGGAGGCCUCACUGACCAGCCCUGCCCCAUCUGCGAGCCGGGCGUGGCCUGGGCCCUGACCUCACUGGGCUCUGUUCCCAGGACACUGGCGUGUCAGGACCCCCGAGAAUGGAUGUGGCUGUUGCCAGCUGCUCUGUCUCCAGGCCAGACCCAGGCUUCUGCUGUCUGCCUUCCUUUGUGUAUCAGGUGUUGCUCACCAUCCCAUUUACUGGGGAGCCUCGUGGAUCUGUUUGGUCUCCUGUCCCCAGCCCCCGCCCUGCCCUCACCACUAGUCUUUACCCUGGGGGCGUGGGGGACCUGUACUGUGAAUCGAGUGUUCACAUUCAUACUCAAUGACUUCCUUGGCACCAAUCAUGUAUUUUACCUUUGCACUUUUUAUAUUUCAGUAAAAAUCGAGA